UGUAUGGGUCGCUUGUGAUUUCAAAGUGAAAGUAUCGAGUACAUACUUGUAUCGGGAGAUCGCUACGCCACUCUAGUUAUUAUGUUCAAAGCGAGUGCUUUUUGCUAGGUUACUGUUAAGUGAAAGUUCAAUCAUUACAAAUAAGAUAAAAAAAGAUGGCACCAAAUGCGACUGUUCCACUUCCCCGGUACGAACAAGAAAUUGGGAUAAAUGCAAUAUUAUUAGGACCACCUGGUUCCGGUAAAGGAACGCAAGCUCCCAAGCUGAAGGAAAAAUUUUGCGUUUGCCACUUGUCUACUGGUGAUAUGCUUCGUGCCGAAAUAUCUUCGGGAUCUAAAUUGGGAAAGGAACUAAAGAAAGUCAUGGAUGAAGGCAAAUUAGUUUCCGAUGAGCUAGUUGUGAACAUGAUUGACAGCAAUUUGGAUAAGGCGGAGUGUCGGAAUGGAUUCCUUCUUGAUGGAUUUCCCCGUACCGUUGUCCAAGCAGAAAAGCUGGACGAUUUGCUCGCUAAACGAAACACCAAUCUAGAUGCUGUUGUUGAAUUCGCUAUAGAUGACAAUUUGCUAGUGCGCAGAAUAACGGGACGAUUAAUUCACCCUGCAAGUGGUCGAUCUUAUCAUGAAGAAUUCGCUCCACCAAAAAGUCAAAUGCGUGAUGAUGUGACUGGUGAGCCUCUUAUCCGUCGCAGUGAUGACAAUGCCGAAGCUUUGAAGAAACGACUAGAAUCGUACCACAAACAAACCAAACCAUUGGUUGACUACUAUGCAGUAAGAGGUCUGCAUUACAAAAUUGACGCAUCCCAAAAGUCGAGCGAUGUCUUUUCACGCAUCGAUAGCAUUUUCCUAAAUCAAAUUAAAUGCCGAAAAGCAUUAUGAAAUAAAAAAAAAUUGUUCUAAUAACUGAGUGCUUGUUAGUAAAGUAAAAUAGCCCCUCCUAUGACAAA
Molecule: messenger RNA, 943 nt
Organism: Anastrepha obliqua
Lineage: Eukaryota; Metazoa; Arthropoda; Insecta; Diptera; Tephritidae
Gene: Ak2
Product: adenylate kinase
Exons: 4
Coding region: 156-875 (239 amino acids)
Biological process (GO): ADP biosynthetic process
Cellular component (GO): cytoplasm; mitochondrion
Molecular function (GO): AMP kinase activity; ATP binding
Source: RefSeq, a predicted model, not a curated record